AUGUCUUCAUUGUCUUCUGCUUCUGAUGAAUUUGUAGUGACUUGCCGCGCUUGUCUUGAAAAUAAGGGUAUAACUGAUAUAUUUCUCACAAUCUAUGCAGAUUUCACUUUGUGUGACUUGUAUUCAACAAUAUCUCUACUCGAAUUAGAUGAAGCUGAUGGUUUGCCAAGAAUGUUGUGCUCAAAUUGCACAGACUUUGUUAUAAAAUUCAAUGCCUUCAGGAAACGAGCACAAGUAUCAGAGACAUACCUGAAGAAUUCAUUACUGAACCAUUUGAAGGAAGAUGAAUUUAAGGCUCUUACUCACCAGUUGUCUGACAAUGAUGAUUUGAGUGAAAGCAAUGAACUUUCUAAUGAUGAAAUCAGGACUGAAUCAGAUACAGAAAAGUCAUCAACUAGAAAAAAGAUUCCAAGAAGAAUUCCCAAUGACCUAACAUGCACAUUUUGUGAUCUCAAAUUUGACACCUACAGUGCCUACCUGAUCCAUAGAAAAAAAGAAGCUGAUAAAAGAAGAAGAAAGAAGCCAUGUACAAUCUGCCACAAACUUAUUAGCUCAUAUAAACUGAAAGACCAUUUAAAUUCUCAUACAAAAGAAAGACCAUAUGAAUGUCAAACUUGUGGUGAAACAUUCAGAUUUAAAUCUAGUUUGGGGCGCCACAAAUUUCUUCACAUGGAGAAAAAACCACAUGAAUGUCAUAUUUGUGGAAGAGGUUUUAUACAAGCACCUACACUAACAGAUCACAUACGCACCCACUAUGGUGAGAAAUCAUGCAUGUGCAAUAUUUGUGGAAAAGGAUUUGUGACAAAACAUGCACUAGGUAAUCAUAUUAAUAUGCACAAAAUGGAUGAUAAAAAAAGAAUCAAAGAUUCAACUUAUAAAAAAUGUGAGGAAUGCAAUAAAUCAUUCUCUUCCAGUUCAGGACUGAAACAACAUAUGCAAAUUCAUUUUGACAAGAAAUUUUUAUGCAGUGAAUGUGGCAAGAAAUUUUCAACAAAAAACCUGCUUUAUUCACAUAUGAAAACACACUCUGGGGUUAAACCUUAUAGUUGUAGCAUUUGCAGUAAGACCUUUGCUCAGAAGAGCAGUCUCAAUAAACAUUUACUUGUUCAUACAGGAGAGAAACCAAUUUCAUGCAAUAUUUGUGGAAAACGAUUUUCUCAACAAGGCCACCUGACCUAUCAUAUGAGACAACAUAGUGGAGAGAGGCCCUAUAGUUGCACUUACUGUGAUAAAACAUUCAAUCACUCUGGAACCUUUAAAGUGCACACUAGAAUUCAUACUGGGGAGAAACCAUUUGGUUGUCAUAUAUGUUCAAAAAGAUUCUAUGAUUCUAGUAGCAUGAAGAAGCAUAUUAAAAUACAUGAUAAUGCUGAAAAACAUAUCAAAACAGAAACUAUGGAAUUUAUACCACAGCAACAACUGAUGUUGAAUCCAAAUGAAUUAAGUUUGUGGAAUGAGAACAAAGAUGAGGAUUUGAAGGCAUGUUGA
This is a messenger RNA of Phaedon cochleariae (mustard beetle), 1488 nucleotides long. Lineage: Eukaryota; Metazoa; Arthropoda; Insecta; Coleoptera; Chrysomelidae. The record is from the annotation of a GenBank genome assembly.